AUGAAGAGAAACGUAAAUGAAAAUCCAACUCGAAGUACGGCAGGUUGUUUGCCUGUGCCAUUGUUUAAUCAGAAAAAGAGGAACAGACAGCCAUUAACUUCUAAUCCACUUAAAAAUGAUCCCGGUAUCAGUACUGCUUCUGAUAGUUAUGAUUUCCCUCCUUUACCAACAGAUUGGGCCUGGGAAACUAUGAAUCCAGAGUUGCCUCCUUUAUCGAAAACAAUGAACACAGGGCAAAUGCCACAUUCAGUUUCUCGUCCACUAAGAAGCCAAGAUCCCACGUCUAAAUUGAUUCAGUCAGAUAUUGAAAGAAAUCAGUGUGGUUGGAGCUCUAGAGAUGGCAACAAAAAUAUCAACUUGAAAACUUGGGAAAGAGAUAAUUUUAAACCUCAGUGCAAAAGAACAAACCUCUUGUCAAGUGAUGGAAUAAAUUCUUGUUCAAUGAGCUUGGGAGCUCAGCAGAAGCAAUUAAGACUACUUAACACCCCCACGACCACCACCAAACAUUCAUCAAAUGUAUCUUACUCCACAAUGAGAGCUAAAGAUAGUAACAGUACAUUACAGGGAUUAAAGUCCAAAUUUCAACAAAAUCAAUUUAAGAAAAAAAUGUUGGAUGAUACUCCAGAAGACAAUACUCUCAAGGAAGCUCCAUUAUAUGAGUUAAAAUUUAAGGAGAAAGAUAACUCUUUAAGAAUUAUAUCAGUGGUUAUUGAAAGCAUGAAGUACUGGCGUGAGCAUGCACAGAAAGCUAUCCUUCUUUUUGAAAUAUUGGCUGUUCUUGAUUCAGCUGUUACUCCUGGUCCAUAUUUUUCAAAGACUUUUCUUAUGAGAGAUGGCAAAAAUACUCUUCCUUGUAUAUUUUAUGAAAUCGAUCGUGAACUUCCAAGACUGAUUAGAGGUCGAGUUCACAGGUGUGUGGGAAACUAUGACCAGAAAAACAACAUUUUCAAAUGUGUUUCUGUCAGACCAGCAUCAGUUUCUGAACAAAAAACUUUCCAAGAAUUUGUUAAAAUUGUAGAUGUUGAGAUGAAGUAUUAUACUAAUGUAAUUAAUGAAGUUUAA
This is a messenger RNA of Chrysochloris asiatica (Cape golden mole), 1062 nucleotides long. RefSeq names its product spermatogenesis associated 22 (gene SPATA22). NCBI's taxonomy places the organism in Eukaryota, Metazoa, Chordata, Mammalia, Afrosoricida, Chrysochloridae. The record is from RefSeq and is a predicted model, not a curated record. Bases 1 to 1062 code for a protein of 353 amino acids. The transcript has 8 exons. Gene Ontology annotation, biological process: gamete generation; homologous chromosome pairing at meiosis; regulation of meiotic cell cycle.